Molecule: messenger RNA, 3528 nt
Organism: Ochotona princeps (American pika)
Lineage: Eukaryota; Metazoa; Chordata; Mammalia; Lagomorpha; Ochotonidae
Gene: HECTD3
Product: HECT domain E3 ubiquitin protein ligase 3
Exons: 21
Coding region: 87-2672 (861 amino acids)
Molecular function (GO): ubiquitin-protein transferase activity
Source: RefSeq, a predicted model, not a curated record
GCGUGGUGGGAAGCGUGGCCCGCGGUCGCGCCGGCCGCUCGCCGACGGGCUCGUCCCCCGCCCCGGCUCCCCUGUGUCCCUUCGCCAUGGCGGGGCCUGGCCCGGGCGCGGCGCUCGAGUCCCCGCGGCAGCUGCUGGGCCGCGUGCGCUUCCUGGCGGAGGCAGCACGGAGCCUACGUGCCGGGAGGCCGCUGCCGGCGGCGCUGGCCUUCGUGCCGCGGGAGGUGCUGUACAAGCUCUACAAGGACCCGGCGGGGCCGUCGCGGGUGCUGCUGCCCGUGUGGGAGGCGGAGGGCCUGGGGCUGCGCGUGGGAACCGCGGGGCCGGCCGCGGGGCCUGCCUCCGGGACCCUCCGCACCGCCCGCGAGAGCAUCGAGCUCCGGCGCGGCGCCUGCGUGCGCACCACGGGCGAGGAGCUGUGCAACGGCCACGGGCUCUGGGUGAAGCUGACCAAGGAGCAGCUGGCGGAGCACCUGGGCGACUGCGGACUGGACGCAGGCUGGCUGCUCGUGUGCAGGCCGGCCGAGGGCGGCGCCCGCCUUGUGCCCAUCGACACCCCGGACCACCUCCAGCGGCAGCAGCAGCUCUUUGGCGUGGACUACCGGCCGGUGCUCAGGUGGGAGCAGGUGGUGGACCUGACCUACUCGCACCGCCUGGGGUCCAGGCCCCAGCCGGCCGAGGCAUACACGGAGGCCGUCCAGAGGCUGCUCUACGUGCCCCCGACGUGGACCUAUGAGUGUGACGAGGACCUGAUCCACUUCUUGUAUGACCACCUGGGCAAGGAGGACGAGAACCUGGGGAGUGUGAAGCAGUAUGUGGAGAGCAUAGACGUUUCCUCCUACACGGAGGAGUUCAACGUGUCCUGCCUGACAGACAGCAACGCAGACACCUACUGGGAAAGCGAUGGGUCCCAGUGCCAGCACUGGGUACGGCUGACCAUGAAGAAGGGCACCAUUGUCAAGAAGCUGCUCCUCACGGUGGACACCACAGAUGAUAACUUCAUGCCCAAGCGGGUGGUGGUCUACGGGGGCGAAGGAGACAACCUGAAGAAGCUGAGUGACGUGAGCAUUGACGAGACCUUGAUCGGGGAUGUCUGUGUCCUGGAGGACAUGACCGUCCACCUCCCAAUAAUUGAGAUCCGCAUCGUGGAGUGCCGAGAUGACGGGAUUGAUGUUCGGCUCCGAGGGGUCAAGAUCAAGUCGUCCAGGCAACGGGAACUGGGGCUGAAUGCAGACCUGUUCCAGCCAGCCAGUCUGGUGCGAUAUCCGCGCCUUGAAGGCACUGACCCGGAAGUACUGUACCGCAGAGCUGUCCUCCUGCAGAGGUUCAUCAAGAUCCUCGACAGCGUCCUGCACCACUUGGUACCUGCCUGGGACCACACCCUGGGCACCUUCAGCGAGAUCAAGCAAGUGAAGCAGUUCCUGCUGCUGUCCCGGCAGCGGCCUGGCCUUGUGGCCCAAUGCCUGCGCGACUCAGAGAGCAGCAAGCCCAGCUUCAUGCCGCGCCUCUACAUCAACCGGCGCCUCGCCAUGGAGCACCGGGCUUGCCCCUCUCGGGACCCUGCGUGCAAGAACGCAGUCUUCACCCAGGUGUAUGAAGGCCUCAAGCCCUCCGACAAGUAUGAAAAACCCCUGGACUACAGGUGGCCCAUGCGGUAUGACCAGUGGUGGGAGUGUAAAUUCAUCGCCGAAGGCAUCAUUGACCAAGGUGGCGGCUUCCGGGACAGCUUAGCGGAUAUGUCAGAAGAGCUGUGCCCCAGCUCAGCCGACACCCCCGUACCUCUGCCCUUCUUUGUGCGCACGGCCAACCAGGGCAACGGCACCGGCGAGGCCCGGGACAUGUAUGUGCCCAACCCCUCCUGUCGAGAUUUUGCUAAAUAUGAGUGGAUCGGACAGCUGAUGGGGGCCGCCCUGCGGGGGAAGGAGUUUCUGGUCCUGGCCCUGCCUGGCUUCGUGUGGAAGCAGCUCUCCGGGGAGGAGGUGAGCUGGAGCAAGGACUUUCCAGCUGUGGACUCCGUACUGGUGAAGCUCCUCGAAGUGAUGGAGGGAAUGGACAAGGAGACAUUUGAGUUCAAGUUUGGAAAGGAGCUGACAUUCACCACUGUGCUGAGUGACCAGCAGGUGGUGGAGCUGGUGCCGGGGGGCGCAGGCAUCGUGGUGGGCUAUGAAGAUCGCUCUCGGUUCAUCCAGCUGGUGCAGAAGGCACGCCUGGAGGAAAGCAAGGAGCAGGUGGCAGCCAUGCAGGCAGGUCUGCUGAAGGUGGUGCCGCAGGCUGUGUUGGACUUGCUGACCUGGCAAGAGUUGGAGAAGAAGGUGUGCGGGGACCCCGAGGUCACUGUGGAUGCUCUGCGCAAGCUCACCCGGUUUGAGGACUUCGAACCCUCCGACACGCGGGUGCAGUAUUUCUGGGAAGCACUGAACAACUUCACCAACGAGGACCGAAGCCGCUUCCUGCGCUUUGUCACGGGCCGCAGCCGCCUCCCCGCAAGAAUCUACAUCUACCCGGACAAACUGGGCUAUGAGACCACAGACGCGCUGCCGGAGUCUUCCACCUGCUCCAGCACCCUCUUCCUGCCGCACUAUGUCAGUGCCAAGGUGUGUGAGGAGAAGCUGCGCUACGCCGCCUACAACUGUGUGGCCAUCGACACCGACAUGAGCCCCUGGGAAGAGUGAGGCGCUGCCAGGGGGCAGCCAUGGGCAGGCAGCACUGCGCCUGCUUGGUCCCGGCUGGCCUCACCCAGGACGAACACCCCGCCCUGCACCAGUGAGCGGCGGUGGCCCGGCAUGAGCAGACACCUUCAGAAAGCCCCUGGCGCCGCACUCCUCCAUGUGGUUGGAGUUGGCACCAUGGCGCAGCCCCGCAGACCCACAAGCCCUACUCGUACUGGGACUUGUUCCCCAAGGCGUUCAGCUGUCGCCAGAGGGACCUUCCAGACAAGCCCAGCACAGCUGCCAGGCCUGAGCUACUUGAACGGGGGUGCCCGGCCCCCCACCCUGUGCAUUUGGCUUCCAUUUUUGGUUCAGUCUUUUUCUCUCCUUUCUUCCUGGCUUCAGCCCUGACUCUAAACUUUGGGAGGCAAUGUCUGUCCCUCCAUGGCAAGGGGCCAGGGGUCAAUAGGGAGCAAUGGUCAUCCCCCUGAUGACCUGCUCAAGAGUAGAACAGCUGAGCAUCCCCUGUGUCACUACCAAGUUUUCCUCUUCUUCCAUAACCAAGGCGGGAGCUCUGCCCUGCCUCCAAACCCAGUCUCAUUGACAGCGUGCCACCACCUUCCUCACUCAAAAACCCACAUCCACUCAUCCUGACACCCAUCCCACCACCGGAUUCACCCCCACAUUACCUCCCCAUCUGCUGUGGUUUUGCACAGAUUAAGGCCAGUUAUGUCCUCCCUGAUACCAACAGCUUUCCUGUGCCCAACUCGAAGCCUAACUUUGCACCUAUUCCAGGGCUAUGCACGUCCCUGCCCCAGCCCUGCCCCUGUGGGCCUUUGAGACAUGCCUUCCGAAGAAGGUCUUGCACAUGACAAAGUUG